Molecule: messenger RNA, 3561 nt
Organism: [Candida] anglica
Lineage: Eukaryota; Fungi; Ascomycota; Pichiomycetes; Serinales; Debaryomycetaceae
Source: the annotation of a GenBank genome assembly
UAAAGAACUACCUUUUAAGAGAGAUAGAUAAACAAUAAUGGAUCUCUUGGAUACUAUAGAAGAUCGUAGCGGUGCUGCUAAAACAUAUCAAGUUCUGUAUGAAGAACCAAUCACACAAGUUGAUGAAGAAGUUGAUGAACAAGUUGAUGAUACACCAAAGACCGUAAUUUUGAAUAAAAUCAAACUGAAAUUAGCUGAAGUUGAUUCUACUCAAGAUCAUGCCCCAAUCGAAAGUAUGGGGAAUCCAUUUGAUUUCUCUAAAUCAAUUUUGUUUGGAAAUUUACCUACUCAAAAUGUUGAAGACACUCAAAUUCUUCCUCCAAUAGAUUCGAUGGAAACUCAAAAACUUCCACAGUUAGAUAUAAAUGAUGUUGAAAUAGCUCCAGAGACCCAAGUGAUUCCUCAAAUGGCUGUACAUGUCCCAGCUCAACCCAUUGAGAAAGAUGAUGAAGUUGAACAAACCUCCAACCAUGAAGAUACUCAACCAUUAUUUGUAUCAGAUACUGAAGAUAUAGUUGAACCAUCUAAAGAAGAGAGACAAUUAAAAAUUGCUAAACUUGCAGAAGCAAGAAGACAACAAAGAUUAGCUAAAGAAGCCGAAGAAAAUAAUUUGGUAGCAGAUAUCUCCCAUACUUCUUUAACAGACGAAGAAAACGAUUUACAACAUGAUACAGUUGUUUCCUCAGUGGCUGGACCUCACUCCGAUAAGAAUAUGCAAGAAAUUGAAGAAUUCCUUCACGUACAGAAAAGAGCAAGAAAUAUUCAACCAGAAUUUAAACGUAAAAAUGUGUUCACUGCUGAUAAACUUUUGUCUGCAUUCAAUGAUGACGAAGAAUCUGAAAAUGAAUCUAUUAUUGGUUCACUGGCAGCUAGAAGUAGCCCCAUCACGUCACCAGUAAAGAAGGUGGUUGAAACAACCAAAUCUCCACAAUUCUUGACAAACCCAAUUUCUACAUAUGCACAAAAUUUGAAGACACAAUUACUUUCAUCACCAACAAAAGAAGAGAAGCCUACCCGGCAAUUUAUACAAUUGGAUGAUAGUCUGGAUGACUCUAGUGAUUCUAAUGAUGAGCUAAAUGAAAUCCCCGCAUUAUCCAAGGAUGCAAAGUUACAUAUCAAGCAAAAAUUUUUAAUUAAAAAAAUGACUGCAAAUCCAAAAUCUAAUCUUAUUCAUUUACCAAAAAAUAUUAGAAACUCGAUAAGUACUCAAAGGAAACAAAGUGAAUCUAAGAAUUUGAUUAAUAAUUUACAAAAGGCAAACAUAAACCAAUUACAAUCCAAUAAGAAAUUUGAUCCAUUACGUCAAGAAAUGCUUGAAAUUGAGAAAGAUGAUGAAGUUAUGGGUUCAUUAUUGGAGAGAGAAAUGGAAAGAGCAAGAAACAUUAGAAAACGUGAAAAAUUAUUGGAAAAGGCAAAGAAUGCCUUAAUAAAUGGAGAAGCUAAUGUAAAUGGUGUACAUGGAGAAGUCGAGGAGGUUCCUGAUAGUGAUAUGGAGUAUUCUGUGGAUGAUUCUGACUACGGUUCAGCCGAGGGAAGUGAAUCUGAAAAUGAAGAAGAAGAAGAAGAUAAAGGAGAACAACUUGAAGAUAGAAAAUCUAUUAGAAAGAAUAGAAGAGUCAUUCUUAGUGAUGAUGAAGAUGAUGAUCCUAAAUUAAAUAAAAAUUCUGAAGAGGAAGAGGAAAAUCAACAACAAAUGGAUGAGAAGAUGUUUAGAAGUGAUGAUAGUUAUAUGUUUGGAGCUAAAGGUACGGAAGGUGAUGAAAACAUCGACAGUAUUAACGCCAAUAGAGAUGGAUAUAUUACAACCCUUAGUACUCAAAGUGUCGAGCCUCUGGUUGGAAUCAGUGAUAAGUCAGAUACUCAAAAAAUCAACAAUGAUCAAGAGAAUGAAAUUAAUGAUAGCAAUACUAAUGAAUCUAAGUAUGAAUUAUUCCAAAAUUUACAACCAAGGAAGUUAUCUUCAAUUACUCAAUCACAAAAUUCAGAACUAUUGAGAGAAUCUCAACAUCAAGAUGAUUUAAGUCAUUUGAAAGUUCCAUCUUUCCAAGAUAUUGCAACUCAGCAAGAAUCACAAGUUGCUACGCAAGUUGAUAUUUCCACACAAGCUGAUGAUGUAGCAGUUUCUCAACUUUCUCCAAUGGUGGAAGAUUCGGAUGAUGAAGAUAUUGUAGAUCCAUCUGCACUCAGACGAGCAAGGAAAUUAAUUCAAGGUAAUUCUCAAGGUGACGAUGAAGGAAAUGAACAAGAAGAGAAGGAAGAAGAGGUUGACGAAGAAGAAGCACGUAAACAAAUGCGUAUAUUUGAGAAUAAAUUGAGAAGAAAUGAAUUAAGAUCAAGAAUAAAGAGAAAGGAAAUGGAAAGAAAAGGUUUGAAAAAUAUAAUUGAGGGAGAAGCUGAAGAAUCUGAAGAUGAAUGGCAUGGAAUUGGUGGUCUUGAUGCAGAAAUGUCUGACCAAGCAAACUCUGAAGAUGAAAAGAUGAUUGAUAAUAAUUUCAACAUUGAUUUAAAUGAUGAUGAAGUUAGACGGAAGUUUAUGGAUCAAUAUCAAAUUAAGGAUAAACAAGAAUUAGAGAAAUUACUUGACGAUAUUAAAAAUCAUAGACUUACCAAACGAGCGGGUGCUCAAAACGGAUUUGAUAUCGAAUUGAGUGAUGAAGAAGAUGAGUUACUUACAGCAUACCGAAAACAAAGACUUGCUGAACAAAGAGCUCGAUUGUUGGAAAAUAAACAAAUGCAAGAGCUUGCUAAGAAUGAAAAAUCGAAAGCAUUUUUCGCAUCAAUCCAAGACUCUACAUCUUUAGUCACAAUUGACGAUGACGAUGUUAAACAGGUUUCUGAAAACGAAGAGAAAGAAAAGGAAGAUGAUGAUAACACCGAAAAGGAUAUUGAAGAAGAGUUGGAUACCAAAAAGAAAGUAAUCAGAGUGGAAGAAGCGUUUGUUCAAAGACAACUUUCAUUCCUUCGUAACGUCGGUGAUAGUGAAGAAAUUGAGUAUAUGAGACAGCAAAAGAUUUCACACAAGCAACAUGGUUAUCAAUCUGAUAAUGAAUUUGAAGACUUACAAACAUUGAAACAGAGAUGUUUAGAGAAUUUAAACCAAGGUAAAAGUCUUACUCCAGAAUCUGAAUCUCAGAAACGACCCUUGGAUGUCAAUGAAACUGAUGUUGACACCGAAGAUGAAGAAUUCAUGCCUAGUUUGAAGCGUCCAUCGUUGGUUAAAUCAUUUAGAUCCAACAACUCUACACUGGAGACCUCCAGUUUGGCAUUUUCUGGUGUUAUUGUCAGUAAGAAGUAUAAACCUGCCACAGGAUCAAAGUCUUCUAUUGCUCACAUGUCUUCAUUCAAAAAGACAAAGAGUGUCAAAGAAGCAAAAAUUGCAAAGAGAGUUUUAAGCUCAAAAAGUAGAAGUAUCAACUUAUCGGGUAACACUGGUUUUGAUAUGUAAUUUCAUAACACAACCCUAGCAUAGAAAAAAACUAAUAUACAUUUUAAUAUAAUAAUUACAAUAAAUAUGAAUGGUAAAUGGAAGGACUUCGAGUUUUCAUUGGGGUUAACCGUAGU